This is a messenger RNA of Carassius gibelio (silver crucian carp), 1732 nucleotides long. It is a transcript of the gene cryabb, whose product is annotated as crystallin, alpha B, b. The coding region runs from base 1 to 510 and encodes 169 amino acids. The record is from RefSeq and is a predicted model, not a curated record. NCBI's taxonomy places the organism in Eukaryota, Metazoa, Chordata, Actinopteri, Cypriniformes, Cyprinidae. Gene Ontology annotation, molecular function: structural constituent of eye lens; protein folding chaperone. Gene Ontology annotation, biological process: response to heat; protein refolding. The transcript is spliced from 3 exons.
AUGGACAUCGCCAUCCAGUAUCCCUGGUUCCGUCGCUCCUUCUGGCCAUCCUUCUUUCCCAGCCGGAUCUUUGACCAGCACUUUGGGGAUCCCAUCUCUGAGGCCGACAUGAUUCCCUCGCUCUACUACCCACGACCUUCCUUUUUCCGCUGGCCAAGCUGGGUGGACAGCAGCCUUUCUGAAACGAAAAUGGAAAAGGACUGUUUCUCGCUAAAUCUGGAUGUUAAACACUUUAAACCAGAGGAGCUGUCAGUGAAAAUCAACGGAGAUUUCAUUGAAAUUCAUGCCAAACAUGAGGAUCGCCAGGAUGAUCACGGUUUCGUCUCACGAGAGUUUCUAAGAAAAUACCGUGUCCCUGCCGGAGUGGAUCCAGCCUCUGUCACUUCCUCCCUGUCUUCUGAUGGCGUUCUGUCAGUGACGGCCCCGCGCAGGCACACAGACGGCCCGGAGCGCUCCAUUCCCAUCACCCGUGAUGACAAACCCGCCGUGGCUGGGUCUCAGAAGAAGUAAAGCUGCUAGACUUCCAUGUUUCAACUUUAUGUCCCUGUUUCCCCUGUCCCACUGUGCUCCUGCUACAUUACAAGGGAAUAACUUAUUAGCCCGGUGUUUCCUGACAGGCCAAAACGUAGCUUGUCUUUGCCACAGCGGCUAGAGAAGAAACGGUUAUUAGGUUGAAAACUCCAUUAGCGUCAAACGAACUGUAAACACAAUCUCUAAAUGAUGAAUGUUACUUAAAAGAUACACUUUUACAAUAAAGUAUUGUCUUCUGUUGAUGACACCAAACAAAAGGGCUUUUGUAUAUCGUGCAUCCUUGACAGCAAGACAAAGAAUUUGAGUGUAGGAGUAUUUUUCCCUGGCAUUUCUUUUAUAACAAAGACAAACAGGCAAAAAUGGGCCAUUGUAUUAAGCUGGAUCAAAUGGCAAAAGUCUCUCAUUAUUAAUGGUGUGAUUUGCAGGAGAGUCAGAAAACAGGAACACUUUACAAUAAGGUUCUAUUACUGUUACUCAAUGCAUGAACUUACAUUAACAAUGAGCAAUCUAUUUCUUACAACAUUUAUAAUCUUUGUUAACAUUAAUUAAUAACAAAUGUCAUGUUGUGUUAUUUCUCUGGUCCAUUAAAUAUUAUUAACAGAUACAACUUUUGAUGUUGAAAUUAACAUUAACUAAGAUUAAUAAAUGCUUCAUAAGUAUUUUUCAUUGUUAGUUCAUGUUAUAGUUAACUAAUGUUAACAAAUGGGAGCUUGCUGUAAAGUGUUUCUUCUGUUAUUGUGUAUCCGGAGUAUGUUAAAAUGAUUUGUUUGAGAUGUCACAAUGGCUAUUUGGUUUGAAAAAGUAUGUUUAUUUUGAAUUUAAUGAUGGAUUUGGGACCAGAGGACAUGGUGAUGGAAUGUUGAUAUGUUCUUAAAAAGGUUACAGUAAUUAUGUGUUUGAUGCUGAUCUGGUUUUUGAUUGGUUAAUGUCACAUUUAUGCUGUGCUACUUUCGCCACUGUAUUCGCAUGACAAUACCAGGAGCGGGGCUUUAAAACCCAAGGUUAAAGGGGGUUAUGAACCUCUUUCAAGUAAAAAAUAUGAAUAUGUUGCUCAACACAGCUUUAAACGGUUAAUUGUUAAUUCAUGGUUAAGCAGCAUGAAUAGCACGUGCUUAUGUCACGGUGAUACAGUUACAAGAACCGCUGUUACUGCAACAACUAAUGAGAAUGAAAGCAUAUUAAAGCAAGUUUAUUCAUCAAA